Molecule: messenger RNA, 1062 nt
Organism: Linum trigynum
Lineage: Eukaryota; Viridiplantae; Streptophyta; Magnoliopsida; Malpighiales; Linaceae
Source: the annotation of a GenBank genome assembly
AUGAGCAACGACAACGCCGCCCCUUCCUCCAGUUCCGCUGCUGCCAAUGGAUCCGCCGAUUCUGCUGCUCCCAGGCGCAAUUCCAAGCGACCUAAAUAUUCUAAGUUUACACAACAGGAACUUCCUGCUUGCAAGCCGAUUCUCACGCCAGGAUGGGUGAUCUCCGCUUUCCUGCUGGUCAGCGUCAUCUUCGUUCCAAUUGGAGUUGCUUCCUUGUUUGCUUCCAGAGAUGUUGUUGAGGUCGUUGACCGCUAUGAAACCGCAUGUAUUCCUGCUCAAAACAGAACUAACAAGGUUGCAUAUAUCCAGAGUUCUGCCAAUAAAAUAUGCGUCAGAACCCUGACAGUUCCAAAGCGUAUGAAGGCACCUAUUUAUAUUUACUACGAGCUUGAUAACUUCUACCAGAAUCACCGCAGGUAUGUGAAGAGCAGAAACGAUAUGCAAUUGAGAAGUAACAGUAGUCAGGACGAUACAAGUAAUUGUAAGCCUGAAGAUCUGAUUAAUGGAACAGCUAUUGUGCCAUGUGGUCUUAUAGCUUGGAGUUUAUUUAAUGAUACCUAUAGCUUCUCUCGUGGAAAUGAAUCGUUGAAUGUGAAUAAGAAGGACAUUUCAUGGAAGAGCGACAGAGACCACAAGUUUGGUGACAAUGUUUUCCCAAAGAAUUUCCAGAGCGGAGGACUCAAAGGUGGUGGGAGUCUCAACGAAUCGAAACCGCUUAGCGAGCAGGAGGAUCUCAUUGUGUGGAUGAGAACUGCAGCUCUACCAACUUUCAGAAAGUUGUAUGGGAGGAUAGAGGUGGAUCUCAACAGAGGUGAUACAAUAAAUGUUACAUUGGGCAACCACUACAAUACCUACAGUUUCAAUGGCAAGAAGAGACUUGUGCUUUCAACAACAAGCUGGCUCGGUGGGAAGAAUGACUUUCUCGGCAUUGCUUACCUUACAGUUGGAGGGUUAUGCCUGUUCUUGGCAGUAUGUUUCAUCAUAGUGUAUCUUGUGAAACCCAGGCGGCUUGGAGACCCCUCUUAUCUAUCAUGGAACAGAAGUCCUGGAGGGCAGCGUUAA